AUGCCCGCUGACUCUGUCUCAGAGGAUCACCAUCAGGGCUUCCUCAUCCGAGGUAAAAUGUUCUACCAUCCGUCGCUCUUUCAUAUGGCGCCAACAUAUGACAGAAUCGUUCCUUUGACCAUAGCUGAUGUAGUAAGGUCCAAGAACGUGUUGCAAGUAUAUGGCGUGACCGGCAUUGCCGAGUAUAACCAGGGAUAUGUUAUUGUGAAUAACUAUCCUAUUAAGGAGUUGAAGAUCGCAGGAAGAUUGCUCUCGUACGCGUAUAAUUCAUACGAUGUGGGAAACAUUAAGAGUCCUAACAAUUUUUACUUGCUUAAUCUCGAUGACUGCUCGGGGGACUCACUGCUAAUGCGUGUUAAGAUUUUGGAAUCGAAAACUACAUUCUCAUUACGGGAUCUUGACGAAGAUCUAUUGGUAGAGGUGACAGGUACCGUACAAUAUGUACACGAUUUUGGAAAGCAGGUUAAAGGUGCAUCAGCGAGAAUUAUAGGAUCAUCGACUGAUCUCGACGUUGAGAUUGCAUGGUGGUCUCAAGUGUUGCACACUAGAAGAUAUCUUAAACAUCCAUGGAGAUACCACCAUCCUCGAAGAGAAGGAAAUUUAGGAAAUGAACCCGAGAUAUUAGAUGUGGAAGCAAGCUUCAGAGAGAGUAUUGUUAGCUAUCCAAACCUAACACCACAUACAGCGACUGCAUUUGAAGAACUUGUUUCCGAGCUCCCUUCUGACGUAACUCUAUUGGAUAGUUUCACACUAGACAGAUCGAGACUCAAGAACAAGGCAAAACAGAACCAACCGGAGCAAAGAUCACCAGUGGAGUUUAUUGACUUGUCUGUGUCUGACGAUGAAGUCAAUUCCGAGGAUUCUGGCUACAACGACCCUGACUACACGGCUGCAACACACCCAAAUCUACCGAUCAUAAAGUCCUUUCUGCUGGCCAGUCUCUCUCAGGAAUAUCCACAAAAGCAUCAAGAUGAAGACCUCAAUGAAGAUGAUAACCCUACAUCCCCAGACUCCAUAAUUGUUAUCAACUAG
This is a messenger RNA of Sungouiella intermedia, 1032 nucleotides long. NCBI's taxonomy places the organism in Eukaryota, Fungi, Ascomycota, Pichiomycetes, Serinales, Metschnikowiaceae. The record is from the annotation of a GenBank genome assembly.